GUGAACCAAAGGGAUGCGGCUCUACUCCGUCGGCCCAACUUUGCUCACCCGGACGUCGGCUCACUGUUGUCGGCCACGGAGUCGGACACUCCCUCUGAAUAUAUGGACCCAUUGCAUAACACACCGGCGAUGCCUAUAUUGCCUGAUAUGCCCACCAGAUCUCGAAAGCUUCUCGAAGAUCUUGGAAGCACUUCCAUAAUGGGAGGGCCGGGAGGAGGAGGUCAUCGCUCGGGUUAUAGUCAUUUAGAGCAUAAUAUGAUGAGAGGAUCGCCUAAGAAAACACAACAAUGUCUAACUGAAAACUCGGGGCACGACACGGUCGGGCGCCCUACCAUUCAUAUGUUACAGUUCGCACCGAACACAACGAAAUAUCCCAAAUACCCGUUUCCAGUAAAACGAAUACUUCUAACUCAAGAUCCAAAGAUACGGUCAGUUAGUGGUAAUGGACUUGGUUUGAAGGUUGUCGGCGGACAGGAGAUACCCGGAAGUAAUAUGAUUGGAGCAUACAUUCAAAAAAUACAUCCAAGCCUUACAAUGAUGGGAGAGAUUAGAGAAGGUAUU
Oppiella nova is the source of this 561-nucleotide messenger RNA. The record is from the annotation of a GenBank genome assembly. NCBI's taxonomy places the organism in Eukaryota, Metazoa, Arthropoda, Arachnida, Sarcoptiformes, Oppiidae.